GUCCAGUUCCCCUCCCCGAACUUCGGCCAACUCUGCUGCUCCCACGGCUGUAAAAUAUCUGUGCCAAUGCCCUCCCAUUGGGAUCGUGUUGGUUGCUUCCUGAGCUCCCCAAGGACAUCUUUUUCUUGGUGUGACCUUCCAAGCUCUCCUAAGCUUUUUCUUGUCUCCAGGGUAUACAUACCGUAGCCACCUUUCGAGACCUCCAUUGCCCUUUGCUCUUGCAACCCCCAUCCAUAGUCUGAGCAUUCUCCUGUCAUCUCUUUCACCAUGACCAACGUCUUCGGCGUCCAGGUCUUCUUCAUUGUAUUUCGAGAAUGUCUCGAAGCCGUCAUCAUCAUCUCGGUGCUGCUUUCCUUCUUGAAGCAGUGCCUGGGCCAACCCUCCCAAGACCCAGUCAUCUAUAAACGCCUAAAACGACAAGUAUGGGCGGGCUCUUUAUUGGGAAUUCUCAUAGCCCUGAUCAUCGGGGGUGCCUUCAUCGGCGUCUUCUACGGCUUGGGCCAUGAUCUCUGGUCGCAAUCCGAGGAUCUCUGGGAAGGCAUCUUCUACCUCAUCGCCAGCAUCAUCAUCACCAUCAUGGGCCUGGCCAUCCUGCGCAUCAACAAGACAAAGGAGAAGUGGAGGGUCAAGAUUGCACAAGCCCUCGUGGCAAAGACCAAGCACAAAGACGCAGCGUCAAGAAUGGGCGAAUGGGGCCGAAGAUAUGCCAUGUUCAUCCUGCCUUUCAUCACCACUCUCCGUGAAGGUCUCGAAGCUGUUGUCUUCGUUGGUGGUGUCUCCCUCGGGUUGCCUGCGACCGCCUUUCCCAUCCCGGUCAUCACCGGGAUCCUUGCUGGCCUUCUUGUCGGCUAUCUCAUCUACCGCGGCGGCAACUAUAUGACCAUCCAAUACUUCCUGAUCGCCUCUACCUGCGUGCUCUACCUCAUUGCUGCGGGCAUGUUCUCCAAGUCCGUCUGGAGCUUGCAAUUCCAUAAGUUCCAGCAGCAAGUCGGCGGCGAUGUUGCCGAAGAGGGGGAUGGCCCGGGCUCAUACAACAUUGACCAGACCGUCUGGCACGUGAACUGCUGCAACCCGGAGCGUGAUAAUGGCUGGGAUGUCUUCAAUGCCAUUCUCGGCUGGCAAAACACUGCGACCUACGGCUCCGUCAUCUCAUACAAUGUCUACUGGAUCUUCAUCAUGCUGGCCAUCUCUUGCAUGCUGUAUGAGGAGCGCACGGGCGCGCUUCCCCUCGAAAAGGCCUUCCUCCGGUUCCUCUCCAAGAUCCCCGGCUUCAGAAGCUUCGCGACACGCCAUCUCACCAGGCUCACCGCGCCUAAGCAAGACGCCGAACAUGUCAUCGCCCAGGUGCAGAGCCACACAUUCACGCAGAGCCUCCAGAGACCCUUGAGUGCAAAGUAGAGUGGAGAGAGUGAUUGGCCUACCUGUUUGGAAUUCACGCGGGUGUGUGGCCGGCAAAGCAACAGAAAACGGUGUCGAAAAUGGAAAGAAGUCUUCCAUGAUAGUGUAGUAAUCCCCGGGUCGAAGUUUGGUGGUUUGGUGUGUGUAGCUUAGGUACAGGCUUUUAGUUCGACUUUACCAGACAAAAAUGCAAAAUCCUGUGCAUUCCCAAAUCCACAACAUGUAGGAGAAUAGACACAAAGAUCCAACAGACGGAGGAGGAACACAUCGCCGAGGCCGUAGAGGUAUUUGGUUGGAGAACCACGUGAAGACAGUCCAGCAUCUUUGCGCAGGGGAUGUUUUCGAGGAGGUCGGUGGAACUCGGCCUGGAAAGGGAAAAUUACCAGGGCGCCAGGCGCUCUCCCAAGGGUGAGCGUGAGCGGGAAAUUUU
Cladophialophora immunda is the source of this 1828-nucleotide messenger RNA. RefSeq lists its product as uncharacterized. Bases 268 to 1398 code for a protein of 376 amino acids. Gene Ontology annotation, molecular function: ferrous iron transmembrane transporter activity. The transcript has a single exon. The record is from RefSeq and is a predicted model, not a curated record. Gene Ontology annotation, cellular component: plasma membrane; high-affinity iron permease complex. NCBI's taxonomy places the organism in Eukaryota, Fungi, Ascomycota, Eurotiomycetes, Chaetothyriales, Herpotrichiellaceae. Gene Ontology annotation, biological process: iron ion transmembrane transport.